AUGAGAUGGGUUGAAUUAAUGAUUGGUAUGAUAAUGCCCAUGAUUGAGAGCAAGAAUAUGGAGGACAAGAAUGGUUCUGGGCCCCUGAAACUGAGUAGGGUUGUUGUCCCCUCGCAUUACGACUUGCAUGUGAAGGUGAUGGAUGCAGGGUUCUGUGGGAGUGUGGGGAUCCAGGUGGACAUUUCUGAGCCUGUAGAUGAGAUUGUGAUGAAUGCAAAGGAGCUUGAGAUAUGGGAUGCAGGGAUUGUUGUUGGAGACAAGAGGAUCGACGGAGAGGUAGUUGUUGGGGAUUAUGAAAAGGAGUAUGAGGUUGUACGGCUCCGAUUUCCAUCUAGGAUACCGAAGGGAGAAGGGUAUAUUGUAGCGGAAUUCUGUGGGGACUACAACUCUGGGUUGGUAGGAUUCUACAAGAGUGGAGGAGACUCGAAGAUCUACAGCACACACUUUGAACCAACAGAUGCAAGAAGGGUGUUUCCAUGCUUUGACCAGCCUGACAUGAAAGCAACGUUCAGCAUUUCUCUUGAUGCACCGGCAAACCUUGUUGUUCUAUCGAACAGCCCUGCGGUGGGAUCGUCUCGAAAGGAGUAUGGAGACAGGGCGAUUGAGUAUUUUGAAAAGACAAGCAAGAUGUCUACAUACCUUUUGCAUUUGUGA
Encephalitozoon romaleae SJ-2008 is the source of this 654-nucleotide messenger RNA. Its product is annotated as aminopeptidase N. The transcript has a single exon. Lineage: Eukaryota; Fungi; Microsporidia; Unikaryonidae. Gene Ontology annotation, cellular component: cytoplasm. The coding region runs from base 1 to 654 and encodes 217 amino acids. Gene Ontology annotation, biological process: proteolysis; peptide catabolic process. Gene Ontology annotation, molecular function: metalloaminopeptidase activity; zinc ion binding; peptide binding. The record is from RefSeq and is a predicted model, not a curated record.